CAUUUUCGCAGCGUAAUCAUGAGUGGUGGGUAUGAUUUUGCUCGUUGCAUUCGUCGGCUCUCACAUCAGUGUUGUUUUGGUCUCAUGACGUGCAAUCGCAAUUGGUAGAAGAAGAAGCUGAAGAAGCAUAAUCUUGGUGAUAGGAGGGGGGCCGAAUCUGGCGGAUCUGCAAUCGCGUGCUAUCCCGCACUCUUUCGAGUUUCAUCUUUGGUGCGGUGCACAAGGAGGGCAGCUGACACUGGGGUGAUCCCUCGGCUGCGACCCCAGUCUGUCUCACUUCGUCCGGCCGACAUCAGCCGAUGGACCCUGUGGCACUGAUCCUCGUAAUACUGUUACUGAUUGCAGGACUCAUGUCAUUCUUUUCUCGCAUCUUCGGCCAGAAAGAGGAACAACUAGAAACCACAGAGCCUCAAUUGCAGCAGCCCUCAACACCUUCUGAGCCAGAAGGAGUUGAGAUGGAGGGGAAAGAAAGCAGCGAGGCUCGGCCCAACUUCUUUGUCGGCGGCGACGAGAAUAAGGAUGAAGAAGAGGACAUGCAGGAGCUCGCCGAGUUGCAGAGACAGGACUCUUUUGUCGACUCAGUUACCUACGGUAACACCUUCGGCACCAAUGAGCGCAGGAAGAGACUCAGGCCUAGCAUGUCCCAAGGGACAGUGCUCAAGGCGAAAAUGCUGGAAAAGGACUUCAUUGUGGCAACUCCUGAGGAAUUUGUCAAGAAAUUCGGAGGCACAAGAGUCAUCAAUAAGGUUCUGAUUGCCAACAAUGGAAUCGCCGCCGUCAAGUGCAUGCGGUCCAUCCGAAGAUGGUCGUACGAGAUGUUCAGGCACGAGAGGGCCAUCAGGUUUGUCGUCAUGGUAACACCAGAGGAUUUGAAAGCUAAUGCUGAGUACAUCAAGAUGGCAGAUCAUUAUGUGGCUGUACCUGGAGGGACUAACAACAAUAAUUACGCCAAUGUAGAAUUGAUUAUUGACAUUGCACUGCGAUCGCAAGUUCAGGCUGUUUGGGCUGGUUGGGGGCAUGCUUCAGAAAACCCAAAACUGCCGGAAUUGCUUCAUAAGAACAAUAUUGCAUUUAUUGGACCCCCAGAGAAAGCUAUGUGGGCAUUGGGAGACAAAAUCGCUUCAAGUAUUGUAGCUCAAACUGCGGAAAUUCCAACACUGCCAUGGUCCGGUUCAGAACUCAUUGCUCAAUACAGCGGAAAGAAAAUCAAGAUAUCCACUGAGUUGUACAAAAAGGGUUGCAUUACCACUGCUGAGGAAGGAUUGACUGCAGCUCAGAAGAUUGGAUUUCCUGUCAUGAUCAAAGCCAGUGAGGGAGGCGGUGGCAAGGGUAUCAGGAAAGCUGAAAGUGUUGAUGAGUUCCCAAACCUAUUCAGACAGGUGCAACAAGAGGUGCCAGGCUCUCCAAUUUUUGUGAUGAAGCUAGCAAAGUGUGCGCGCCAUUUGGAGGUGCAACUUUUGGCUGAUCAGUAUGGCAAUGCCAUUUCCCUUUUUGGCCGUGACUGCUCUAUCCAGAGACGUCACCAAAAAAUCAUUGAAGAGGCUCCUUGUGUAAUUGCCAUUGAAGAAGUGUUUGAACAAAUGGAGAAGGCAGCUGUACGUUUGGCAAAAAUGGUCGGCUACGUGAGUGCAGGCACUGUGGAGUACCUGUAUGAUACGGAUGGAAACUUUUUCUUCCUUGAGCUCAAUCCGAGGCUCCAAGUGGAACAUCCUUGCACUGAAAUGGUAGCUGACGUUAACUUGCCGGCUGCCCAGCUGCAGGUUGCUAUGGGCCUGCCUUUGCACCGCAUCAAAGAUAUCAGGAUGCUGUACAGCGAGCCUCCAUGGACAGACACUGAGAUUGAUUUUGACAACCCAAGGCACAAGCCACAACCUGUCGGACACGUCAUUGCUGCUCGCAUCACCAGUGAAAAUCCCGAUGAAGGUUUCAAGCCCAGCUCUGGAACAGUUCAAGAGUUAAAUUUCCGCUCAUCCAAGAAUGUUUGGGGGUACUUCAGUGUGGCAGCUGCUGGCGGUUUGCACGAAUUUGCUGACUCACAAUUUGGCCAUUGUUUCUCGUGGGGAGAAGACAGAGAACAGGCUAGAGAAAACCUUGUCAUUGCCCUCAAGGAGCUGUCUAUCAGAGGCGAUUUCCGCACAACUGUUGAGUACUUGAUAACUCUUCUAGAAACCGAGAGUUUCCAAUCCAAUGUGAUCAACACCCAGUGGCUGGACAAGCUUAUUUCUGAGCGAGUGAAAGCUGAAAAGCCAGACAUUCUUCUUGGUGUUAUUUGCGGAGCGCUGCAAAUUGCAGACAAAAAUAUCGAGUCAUCUUUCCAAAAUUUCAAGACGUCUCUAGAAAAAGGACAAAUCCAGGGAUCCAAUACUCUUGAAAACAGCAUGACUGUUGAGCUAAUUAAUGAAGAAUUCAAGUACAUUGUGCAGGUCACUCGGUCUGGUCCAGAAUCUUAUUUUCUCAUCAUGAAUGGCUCAUUCAAGGAAGUUGACUAUCACAGAAUGGCUGAUGGAGCUCUCCUGUUAUCUAUCGACGGAGCCAGUUACCUGACAUAUAUGAAGGAAGAGGUGGACCGCUGGCGCAUUGUCAUUGGCAACCAGACCUGUGUGUUUGAGAAAGAAAACGAUCCCUCACUUCUGCGAUCACCAUCCGCUGGCAAACUGGUCAACUGGCUCAUUGAGGACGGAGGACAUGUCCAAAGUGGCCAGGAGUACGCAACAAUCGAAGUGAUGAAAAUGAUGCUGAACGUCGCCGCCCCAGAGAGUGGAAACAUCUUCCAACAGAAACGACCUGGCGCGGUGCUGGACGCAGGCGCACUUAUUGCCCGGCUUGAGCUUGAUGACCCCAGCCUGGUGACCAGGGCUCAAAAGUACGAGGGGCCUCUGAUGGAUGCGCAAAUUGGUGUGGCGUACAAUGACAAGCUCAACUAUAUCCACAACAGCUACAGGCAAAAGCUGGAAAAUACUCUUGCCGGAUAUUGCUUGCCUGACCCUUACCAUGUGCAGCGAUGCAAAGAAAUCAUUGAGAAGUUCAUGAGCUCUCUCAGGGACCCCAACCUCCCUCUACUUGAACUGCAGGAAGUGAUUUCAUCCAUCUCUGGUCGCAUUCCACCGUCAGUGGAAAAGAAAAUCCGCAAAUUGAUGUCUCAGUACCAAAGCAACAUCACCUCUGUUCUUGCUCAAUUCCCAAGUCAGCAAAUUGCAGGCGUAAUUGACUCCCACGCAGCCACUCUGCAGAAAAGAGCUGACCGCGACGUGUUCUUCCUCACAACUCAGGGCAUUGUGCAGCUAGUGCAGCGUUAUAGAAACGGCAUUAGAGGUCGCAUGAAGACUGCUGUUCACGAGCUUCUGCGACAAUAUUACGAAGUUGAAAGCCAGUUCCAGCUUGGUCAUUACGACAAAUGUGUGUCUGCCAUAAGAGAAAAGCACAAGGAUGACAUGGCAGCAGUGACAAGCACAAUUUUCUCGCACACACAGGUUGCGAAGAAAAACGUGCUUGUGACUAUGUUGAUCGACCACUUGUGGGCAAACGAGCCUGGUCUCACCGAUGAACUCGCCUCCACUCUCAGCGAACUGACCUCUCUUAACCGCUCUGAGCACUCUAGGGUGGCUCUCAGGGCCAGACAAGUGCUGAUCGCAGCUCACCAGCCUGCCUACGAACUUCGACAUAACCAGAUGGAGUCGAUUUUCCUCUCAGCAAUCGACAUGUAUGGCCACGAGUUCCAUCCGGAAAAUUUACAGAAACUGAUUCUCUCUGAGACGUCAAUCUUUGAUAUUCUGCACGACUUCUUCUACCACACGAACAAAGCUGUUUGCAUGGCUUCUCUUGAGGUGUACCUGAGGAGGGCAUACAUUUCGUAUGACCUGACACGAUUGGAACAUUUGGAACUUUCUGGCGAAAUUUGUUGCAUCCACUUCCAAUUCCUGCUGCCCACCUCUCACCCCAACCGCAUUCCUCACAAUCGAAACGGUGGACCAGAUGAAGUUGUUGAUGCCACCUAUGAUCUGGAAAAUUGCCAGCGCACGGGGGUAAUGGCAGCGUUUACCACCUAUGAGGAAUUUGAGAAGUACUCAGAAGAAUUAAUUGAUGUGUUGGACGAUAUGGCCAAUGGUCGCUGUGUCUCGCCUGGUGACAUGGAAGCUGUGGAAGGCAGCGAAGGCCGCCUCUCGACCUCAAUCAACAUCAGCACAUCUCAUGGAGAGCAUGCUGUUGAGCAGAUCAAUAAGAGGGUUGAACCAUUUUACAUCUUGAACGUCGCCGUCAAGCAAUCGUCAAACGAUAUAGAUGACAACACCAUGGCCAAAAAAUUAGCCGCAUUUUGCGCAAAUCACGCUGAUGAUCUGGCAGAGCGGAGCAUCAGGAGAGUCACGUUCUUGGUGCUGGACCGCCAAAAGUUCCCAAAGUUCUUCACCUUCAGGCAUCGCGAUGGAUACAGGGAGGACAGAAUUUACAGGCACUUAGAGCCAGCUCUUGCAUUCCAAUUGGAGUUGAAUAGAAUGAAGAAUUAUAAUUUGGAAGCUUUACCUACGGCCAAUCAGAAAAUGCACCUCUAUCUGGGAAAAGCAAAGGUCGCGGAAGGUCAAGAGGUGACAGACUUCCGUUUCUUCAUCCGCUCAAUCAUCAGGCACUCUGAUUUAAUUACCAAAGAAGCUUCCUUUGAGUACCUCCAAAAUGAGGGCGAACGAGUUAUCCUUGAAGCCAUGGAUGAGCUGGAAGUUGCGUUUUCGCAUCCGGACAGCAGACGAACUGACUGCAACCACAUUUUCCUCAACUUUGUACCAUCUGUUAUCAUGGAUCCAGCCAAGAUUGAAGAAUGCGUUACAAACAUGGUGCUUCGGUAUGGUCCACGCCUUUGGAAGCUGAGAGUGUUGCAGGCAGAACUGAGAAUGGCCAUCAGGACCUCGCCUGGGGCGAAACUAACAAACAUCAGACUCUGCUUGGCCAAUGACUCUGGCUAUUAUCUUGAUAUUAACCUCUACAAAGAAGUCACUGAUCCCAAAUCUGGAGUGAUCAAGUUUGAGUCUUAUGGCUCUCGACAAGGAGUUCUGCAUGGGCUGCCUAUUUCCACACCAUAUGUGACCAAGGAUUACCUCCAACAAAAGAGAUUCCAGGCACAAGUUGCAGGAACUACUUACGUUUACGAUUACCCUGACAUGUUCAGGCAAAACACAGAAAAACUCUGGAAGGAGUUUAUUGAGGGCAGACCAGGAGAGGACUUGCAGAUUCCUUCUCAAGUCAUUGACUGCGUCGAGUUGGUGCUGGAGUCUGAUGGUGUUCUUGUAGAACAAAAGCGUCUCCCUGGAGAGAACAAUGCUGGAAUGGUCGCUUGGAGGAUCACCCUGUACACGCCAGAAUAUCCCACAGGACGUGACAUAAUUGUCAUUGCUAACGACAUCACAUUCAGAGUGGGCUCGUUUGGACCAGAUGAAGAUCUGGUCUUUUUGAAAGCAUCGGAACUUUCCAGAAAGCUGAAAAUACCAAGAAUCUACCUGUCGGCAAACAGCGGUGCCAGAAUCGGACUUGCUGACGAGUUGAAGCCAUUGUUCAAAGUUGCUUGGGAGGAUCCAGAUGAACCUGACAAGGGCUUCAAGUAUCUGUACUUGACCCCAGAGGACUUCAAAAAAGUUUCCGCAAUGAACUCUGUGCACGCUAUUUUGAUUGAUGAUGAAGGUGAAGCCAGAUACAAAAUUACAGACAUCAUUGGUAAGGAAGAUGGUCUUGGCGUUGAGAACCUGCGUUACGCUGGCAUGAUUGCUGGAGAAACGUCUCAAGCGUACCAAGAUAUUGUCACCAUUUCCAUGGUAACCUGCAGAGCUAUUGGUAUUGGCUCCUAUCUUGUUCGUCUUGGACAGCGAGUCAUCCAGCUGGACAACUCCCACAUCAUCCUGACUGGCUAUGCUGCUCUUAACAAACUCCUUGGAAGGGAAGUCUAUGCAUCUAACAACCAGCUGGGUGGAGUUCAAAUCAUGUACAAUAAUGGUGUGUCUCACACUACUGCCAAGGGUGACUUGGAAGGCGUGUACACCAUCCUCCAGUGGCUCUCAUACAUUCCAAACCGCAAAGGUGGUCCCUUGCCCAUUAUUACCCCUGUUGACCCCAUUGAGAGAGAUGUGACUUACAUGCCCACUAAGGCACCCUAUGAUCCUAGAUGGAUGUUGGCUGGCCGACCUAGUCCAACCAACGCAAAUGCCUGGGAGAGCGGAUUCUUUGACGCUGGCUCAUUCCAGGAAAUCUUGCAGCCUUGGGCUCAGACUGUUGUUUGUGGCAGGGCCAGGCUGGGAGGCAUUCCAGUAGGAGUAAUUGCUGUGGAAACUAGGACGGUAGAGCUCAACUUGCCUGCUGACCCUGCUAAUUUAGAUUCUGAAGCCAAGACCAUCUCGCAAGCUGGUCAAGUGUGGUUCCCUGACUCGGCGUACAAAACAGCGCAGGCCAUUCAAGACUUCGGCCGCGAGGACUUGCCCCUGUUUAUUUUCGCCAAUUGGCGUGGCUUCUCUGGCGGCAUGAAAGACAUGUACGAGCAGGUAGUCAAAUUUGGCGCCUACAUCGUGGACGGCCUUCACCAGUACAAGCAGCCCAUCAUUGUCUACAUUCCACCAAACGGGGAGCUGCGAGGUGGCGCCUGGGCCGUCGUCGACCCCUCCAUAAACCCGCGUCACAUGGAAAUGUACGCCGACCCCGAGAGCAGAGGAGGCGUGCUCGAGCCUGAGGGCAUUGUGGAAAUCAGGUUCAGGGCGAAGGACCUGAUCAAGGUGAUGCGCAGGCUCGACCCGACCCUGAUCAAGCUCAUCGAGCAGCAGAACAGCACCAGCGACCCUUCGGUUGCAACUAAGAUUUCGGAGCGGGAAAAGUUCUUGCUGCCCAUGUACCACCAAGUGGCGGUCCACUUUGCCGACCUGCAUGACUUGCCCGAGAGGAUGCUGGAGAAGGGAGUUAUCCAAGACAUUGUCCCUUGGAGAUCUUCGAGGAAGAUUCUCUACUGGCGGAUGCGGCGGUUGCUCUUGGAGGAGCAAGUCAAAACUCAGCUCGAGACGGUGCAACCUGAACUCGGCCCUGGCCAGACUGAAGCCAUGCUACGGAGGUGGUUCGUCGAAGAUAGAGGUCAAACUCAGGUUCACCUUUGGGACAACAACGAGGAGAUAGUUCAAUGGCUCUUGAAGCAGCUUGACGAGCAGUUCCGCAGUACAUCCAUUGUCCAAGAAAACAUUCGUUGCGUCCACAGGGACGCCGUUGUGCGCAGAGUCACUGCGGCUUUGAACGAGUGCCCCGAAAUUGCGCUUGACGCAAUGGUUCAAAUUGCACAACGAAUGAGCCCUCAUCAAAUAGCGGAGGCGAUCCGCACCCUGGCUCACCUAAACCCUGAGCUGGCUCAGGGAACAACUCCCUCAACCCUGCAAACACCGACUAUAGAGUCUGAAGACAAAUGACAUGCACGAGUCUCGUAGAAUGGAGUUUUUAGUUGUUUAUAUACAAAAUUAUCUAAAUUUUCAAAUAUUUGGGAUACUUAAGUCAUUAAUGGAUGAAUAGAGACCAUUCGCACAUUGUGCACACUUUGUUUAAUUUGUUUUUACUUGUGUAUUGGUAUAUUUUCUGUGGAUUCGGAAUUCUCAGCCAGUUUGUUAUGUGAUAUGAUUAUUUUAUACUGACAGGACCAAAUACACUAUUCGAAUAAAACUUUUGUAGCACAGUGACAUCUUCAUUUGUUGAUUUUCGUUGGUCACAAGUUAUCUUUUUACGACUUUUAAGCUCUUAAAUCAAUUGUUAAGGAUAUAUGUCAUCUUGGUUAAAUACAAGUUUUUUCUAGAA
Cloeon dipterum is the source of this 7797-nucleotide messenger RNA. RefSeq names its product acetyl-CoA carboxylase (gene ACC). Gene Ontology annotation, molecular function: ATP binding; metal ion binding; acetyl-CoA carboxylase activity. The transcript has 30 exons. Lineage: Eukaryota; Metazoa; Arthropoda; Insecta; Ephemeroptera; Baetidae. Gene Ontology annotation, cellular component: mitochondrion. The coding region runs from base 300 to 7418 and encodes 2372 amino acids. The record is from RefSeq and is a predicted model, not a curated record. Gene Ontology annotation, biological process: fatty acid biosynthetic process.